Molecule: messenger RNA, 3629 nt
Organism: Oncorhynchus gorbuscha (pink salmon)
Lineage: Eukaryota; Metazoa; Chordata; Actinopteri; Salmoniformes; Salmonidae
Exons: 11
Coding region: 96-1373 (425 amino acids)
Biological process (GO): proteolysis
Cellular component (GO): extracellular region
Molecular function (GO): protein binding
Source: RefSeq, a predicted model, not a curated record
CAGUACUUCUCCACCUGUCUACUCAUCAAAACCAAAGAAGCCUUGCAGAGAGAGGAGCCAUAGAGUGUAACGGUUGUUGGAAGGAGAGGACCAAGAUGCAGCGUGUGGCUAUGUGGCUCCCAACAGUGUUGGCAGUGUUUCUGGGUGCAGCCCCUGACCUCUUCUUCAGCCAGCAGUCCUUGGAUGAGUCCUUCAGUGACACCAGAGCAGUUGAACCAUCUCACUGCUCACAGGGAAUCAAGGUGGACAAAGACUUUGGUGGGAAUGACAUUCUGUCGGUGUAUGAACGGGACCACCAUCAUUGCCAGCUUGCCUGCACUCAGAACCCUCAGUGUUCCUGCUUCAGCUACGUGGUUAAAGAAUUCCAUUGCUAUCAAAAGUAUUCCUCUGGUCAACCAACUAUGACAAACAAUCCAGGAAUCAUAUCUGGUUACACUAGGAAGGAAUGCAGUGAAGGUCCAGCAGUAGAGAUACCAGUGUUUACUCUGGUUAGUGAGGGGAGGAGCAUGGUGGAAGCCCAGAAGUUCUGCAGGGAGUACUACGAGGAACUGGCCACCAUCUUCAAUGCUGAGGACCAGAUAGCAGCUCUGAGAGCAGUGUCAGCACAGAGCCUCACUGACGCUGCCUGGGUGCACUCCCAAUACAAUGCUUUUUGUCCCAGAGUGGGCUUUUGGAAUCCACCACAUGCAAAGUGUGUUGUUCGUGGACAAAGUGCAAAAGUAUGGGGUUUGAGAGAUUGCACAAAUCCAUGUCAAUUUGUGUGCCAGAAAAGCACACAAUCAAAAAAUUCCUCAGAGCUUAAAUAUUACAUGGGUCAAGGUUCAUUGACGUGGGAGGGGGCACAGACGACUUGCCGAGCCAAUGGAGAUGACUUAGCGAGCAUCCUCACCCAAGAGGAUUACACAGCAUUCCAAAGCAUAACAGAGACACAGCAGUUUGAUAUGUGGAUCGGACUCUACUGGAAGACUUCUACCAGAAUGUGGCAGUGGUCCAAUGGGGACCCCUUUCCAUACUGUGUGUCUGAGCCUCAACUGGGUGCUAGUAACUGCUGCUCCCUGACCCGUCAGGGCCAUGGACAGACUGAACACGCCUCCCUGGAUAAGAUAAACUGCUCUCUGAAGAGGCCGUUCCUUUGCACUGGAAAAAAGAGAAUGAAGCAGACCAUUGUAAGGAUGUCUCUGAAAUCUAACUCAGGAGCUGACCUCAAUGACCCAGUGGUAAAGGAACAGAUGUUGGAGCAGAUCAGAAAGGAGUUUGCCAAGAACGGGCACUUCCUCAAAGACCUGCGCUGGAGAGAACUGCCGAAUGGAGACGUUUUUCACAAAAUAGUUGAACUUGGAAGCCCUGAAGAAGGUCACUGUGGGUCUGGAUGAAGAGGACCAACCAUGAUGAUGCAACAGGAGAGGGAUGGAAGGUCCAAGAAAACUAAAAUAGUCAAGCUCUCUGUAAAUAAUCCUAGUACCUCAUAAUAUAUGACCGUAUAUCAAAAACAUUGUCUUAGAAAUAAGAUGUUAUGUUGGGCUAGUUUUAAACUCUACAAUGUUUUACUAUUGUAAAAUCAAAUUAGACUUGGUGUAUGAAUUUAAUGUAAUAAUGUUUGCUGUACAUAAGGUCAAUUUGAUUAAUGAAGAGAAGUUUGUAGUUUAAACAUGCAUAGUAACACCUUUUAGUGAGGGAUCUGCAUUGUAUAAUUCUUCAUAAUGAUGUUACACACUCACUCAUGGAUGUAACUGUCGAAUAUGUUUUAAUUAGUGGCAUCAGUAUUACCAUUUGUUUCACCCUCCAGCAAGAAUGGUGAGAUGGGGACACAAAUGACAACAUAGAAGUACGUGCCCACUUCCAUGUGGCAUGGUUCAGAGAACUGUAAAGAUGGAGACAGAGAGAAUGUUGUGGGUGUGACAGAAUGACACUAUCCAUGUUAUCAAGCUAAUCAAAGUUUGUAUAUCAUAAUUUUCCAUUUUGUCAUGGUUUGUUGACUGUGUCAGCUAUUACAGUCAUAAACACUGGCUCGUGGAUAGCAGGGGAGAGGUGUGGGGUUCUUGCCCUUAUUCAUGUAGUUGAUGGCUGUUAUACAUGAAUCACCUUGAUAAACCAAACACCACAGAUCAGUUUGUACCUUCACUAAGAUUUGACAACCUACAUUUAAUUUAUCUUGUUGUUAUUUAGCAUGUAUCUAAAUUGACAUAAAGACAGGGAAGUAAAAGCACAUCCUAACUACUUAUGACACUAAACUCCAACUAAAUAGGAUAUCAGGAACUAUAGGCUUUUGUACGUCCAGAAUGGCAUUUCACUUUGUUAACACAAUUGGGUAUUAGGCUGCCAUAGCUCUGCAGGUACUGCAUAGAAAACAGGACUUUACUUAUGAUCACUGGAUACUAUGAUACUCCUAUAUUCAAACAGCAUGUUUCUAGCCAAAUGCAUAGACAGGGGUAGUUGUAAUUAUACUGCAGUAUGCUCUUAUUGUACUAUGUACAGGCUACUGCUGUCUAAUUAUGAAAUAUCUUGAUCAACUGACCUCUGAUCUUGAACUCCCUCUCUUUUAUAUUCAAAAUACUGGUAAAUAUUUUUCAGACCGAAGAUAUAUACUCUAAUUGAUUGCUCUGGCUGGGGCCCAUGCUUCACCUCACCUAGCUUCUCUAAACACUGAGGUUUGAGUUAUGAUUGUAAUGCAAUAUGUGGUUAUCAUAUUGUUCAAUAUGAGUGUCCAAUGGUCUUAAAAGGCAAAUGAAAAUGGCUAGGAAUGCUUGCUAAGUUAUUCAAUAGAGUCUCCAAAGGAAAAUUAGCCAAAAGGGCCCACAAACAGUGUACCUCUCCCAGAAAGACAGGUUUAGGGUUAAUUCCAUUACAGGGGGAGAACUGGCAUGAAAAUUGUCAAUUAAGAUUUACCUAUAAUUUCCCUGAGCCAAAGCCUUGAUUUUACCAAUCAAACGAGGAGCAGGACAUAUCAAGUCGUCUACAUUGAGUGUACAAAACAUUCGAAACAACUUUCGAAUAUUGAUUUCCCACCCCCCCCUUUUCCCCUCAGAACAGCCUCAACUCUACAAGGUGUUGAAAGCAGGGGAUGCUGGCCACAGUUGUGCAAAGUUGGCUGGAUGUCCCCUGGGUGGUGGACCAUUCUUGAUACACACAGGAAACUGUUGAGCAUGAAAAACCCAGCAGCGUGACAAUUAAUGACACAAAACGGCACGCCUUGCACCUACUGUUCAAAGACCCUUAAAUGUUUUGCGCUGCAUAUUUACCCACUGAAUGCACACACAUACAAUCCAUGUCUCAAUUGUCUCAAGGAUUAAAAAUCCUUCUGUAACCAGUCUUCUCCCCUUUAUUAACAUUGAAGUGGAUUUAACAAGUGAGAUCAAUAAGGGCACAUAGAAUUCACCUGGAUUCACCGUGUCAGUCUACUGUAUGUCAUGGAAAUAGCAGGUGUUCCUAUUGUUUUGUACACUCAGUGUAUAACACCACGGUGAUUUGAACUCUAGUCUUGGUCAUAUUCCAUCCAAAGAAUAGCUAAUUGUAAUUGGAUUAUUCCAAGCAUAAGUUAUGUUUAUGUACAGUAUUUGGGAAAUGUUGAUCUUAGGUUAUGUUGAUCCUACAUGAUCUUAACAAUUAUUUUGUAAGAUAUUAUACCACCU